Molecule: messenger RNA, 3051 nt
Organism: Stylonychia lemnae
Lineage: Eukaryota; Ciliophora; Spirotrichea; Sporadotrichida; Oxytrichidae
Source: the annotation of a GenBank genome assembly
AUGCGAGGCUUCAGCUUUAGGAACAUGAAUAUCUAUAGAUAUCAGUCUAAUGGAUAGUAAAAUGAGAACUUGUUUCACUCUUAAGCUGAGAUUAGCAAUAAUCAUGAAUGCACCACACCAACUCUGAAUAAAGCAUCUAAGUUACUACCCAAACUAAGGCCAGAAGAUAUAGUGAUAAAUAAAAAUCUUCGUAGUCUUAUUGGAAAAGAUAUUUAGAACAUUUAAAAGGUACCAAGUCAUAAUGAUAGCCAGAAAAUGAGAUAGUCCAUGGACUAGAAAAUGCUUAAGAGCAAUAUCAAUGGUCUACUUGUGCAAUAAAGAUAACUUAACUUAACAAGUGACAUAGGCCAUCCCUCAAGAUAUUAACUAGAGCAGCUAAGAACUCCCAAUAAUGACUACUAGUAGAUUCAUAAAUCUUAAGAAAGGAUUUUUAAGAAGCAGCCUGUUUUCAGAAAUAAACUCACAUCUACAAAUGUGUUCCAGAGAUAACAACUCAAAUAACUUACUCUAAAUAAUAAUUCCCCAUAAUAACAAAGCUCUGGAAUUUCUACAUCGAUUAACAAGAAUAAAUUUGUAAGACCUUAUUUUCUUGACAAAAUUGAUGAUAUUAUGAACUAAAGCUAGACCUAACCCACUCCUGCACCACUUAUAGAACCAGGUCCAAGAAAAAAUAAAAUCAAGGACAUGGAAAUCAUGAAACUCAGAAUUAAAGAACUGGAAAAUAAAAUUAAACUUAGAAGAAAGGAUAUUGAGAGACUAUCAUAAACUAAUGAUUUUGAAAGAUAGUCACUCCAAUAAAGCUAGUAUAUGAAUAUGAAAUUAUCAACCAGAAUAAGUGAGAGCAGCAGAAUCUCACCAAGAUUUAAUAUUUCGAAAUACGAGUAAGAAUUAGAGCAAUCAGACUUAAAUAUUAUCAAUACAAACGCCAAAGUGAUCGACAAUCUCAUUCAAGAUAGUGUUAGAUCAGCAGUAACGCAGCAAACUAGUUUCCCUCAACAAAAUAAAAACCACGAGAAGGAGAUUCAUCACAUUUACAGCUUGUACUUUGAAAAUGAUUUGUAAAAUGUGAAAGAUAGAGCAAUCUAAUAAAUGACUGACUUUAGAAAUCGGUAAGAUCAGUAAAACAAUAAUUUGGAGUCACUCAGAGUUGAAAAUAUGAGACUUCAAAAGACUCUAAAUAGAUAUAAGGAUUUGAUGAAUGAUCCAAAUUUAAAGAAAACUCUUGCUACUAGAUAAAAACUUAAAAUGCAUGGGAUGUUAAAUCAUAAAGAUACAAUGCUGAAGCUAUAAGAUGACACAUUAUCUCAAGUUUCAAAUUCUAUAAUGCUAGACAAUUUAGAUGACAUUAAUAUGAAAGUAAUGAAGUAUCAAUAAUUGCCAAUGCUGGGAAAUGAACCUGCUCUCUCCAUACAAGGUGGAGAGCAUCAGAGUUAAACAAUGACAACAGCUGCACCAGCAUUUAUGGAAAUUAGUAAAAUUGAAAAAUUUACAAUGAAUUGGCCUAUGAUUAGUAAAUAGCCCAAGCCAUUAGAUAUGAUUGUAGGGCUUUUAAGCGAAUUCAAAAAUAUCUUCAAGCCAUCAAAAUGCACAUUAUUCAUAAUGGAUAAGGGAAUGCAGGAAAGAAUUUCAAAAUAGAGUAAAGAUAAAAAGAAAUAUGUUAAAAGACUCCAAAUGGGUACCGAUGUUAUUCAUGCAGUAUUUCCUAAUGAGGAUGAUUUUUGCGGACCAAUUUUUAAGACUCUUGAAGAGUCAGAAGUAGUAGUAAGAACGUAAAAAUGGAUCAUGAUUCCAGUUCAUUUCAUGAUUAAUCAAAAGAAUGUCCUUGUAUUUUGUGUCUAGUUAGAAGCAGAUCUCUCUAAAGAAAAUGAAAUGCAGCAACUUAGUAAAAAGAUGGGGAAUAGAACCAGGAAAAAGCUGCCUAUGCAUCUGAGCAAAGGCUGGAAUUACAGUGAUUAAAACCUUAUAAAAAUAAUGGUUGAAUAUCUACUAUCUAAAAUUGAAGUAGUCAUAUAUUAGCAAGUGCUAUUAGAAAAGAAUGAUAAGGUCGAUGAAAUAAUUAAAUUUGCAUUUGAUAUCUGUGGCAGAAAAACAUAUCGAUAACUUAUAAGAGGACUUAAAAGGCAGUUAGUAAAGCUGACAGGGUUUUAGGAGAUUGGAAUUCUCUUUCAUGAUAUAAAAUGUAACAAUAAGAUUUUUAAUGAUAUAUAUAUAGUGAAGGAAUUUUUUACAGUCUCAACUGAAAUUGAUAUAUCAAACAUUAAGCCUCGAAUUAGUCUAUAUGAAGCCUCAAAAGAUAAGCGGAAGUCUAAAUUUAUCAAAUCUAUGGUUCGGCCUAAAUUAACUAAGGAAUAGCAAGAUAUUGAAAAUGAAUAGCAUGUUAGAAUUGAAGAUGAGUUGAUAUUCCCAGACGAUGCAGUAGUUAGAUUUCCUGCUACUGUUGGUAUUACUGGUGAUGUUUUUAAAAAUCAUGGCAUUAUAUUUAACAACCAUUUUUCUAGUAACCCGAACCAAGAUCAGCUCUAAAAAACUGGUGGAUAAAAUCCAUCUACUAAUACUAGUCUUAAGUCUAUUGGUUCAUCAUUUAAUCAGAAAAAGAAAUCAAAUGGCUUCAAUAGUGAUGUUGAUAAUUAUAUUGGAGUAAAGCAAAUCAAGAAUUUUCUGAUUGCAUCCAUAAAUGAUUAUGAUGAAUCUGAACAGAGAUACUCCAUGGGAGUAAUAUAAUUUUUCAAUAAAGAUAGACCUAUAUCAGAUGAGGAUCAAAUUAGAAUAAUUGCUCUAUAGAGAUUCCUAGGAGCUUCAGUAAGCAGAGUCAAAGUAUUCACAGGUUCAUUGACUGUGAUGGUAGGAUUAAAUAUGAUUAUGGAUUAACAGUCUCAGGACUUAGCAAAUCUUGAAGGCGAAGUUAAUGCUCACCUUACUGAAAUAGGGCAAAUCAUGCUUCCUUUUGAAGGACUAAGGAAGCAUCUUGAUGGUUACUGGAAUGAACUGGGUUAUAACUAGAUUGAAACAGGCAAUCCUUCUAGUGGUGCAAUAUUUGUUCAAAACAUUUGA